Molecule: messenger RNA, 1225 nt
Organism: Gorilla gorilla gorilla (western lowland gorilla)
Lineage: Eukaryota; Metazoa; Chordata; Mammalia; Primates; Hominidae
Gene: ADPRM
Product: ADP-ribose/CDP-alcohol diphosphatase, manganese dependent
Exons: 4
Coding region: 118-1146 (342 amino acids)
Molecular function (GO): CDP-glycerol diphosphatase activity; 2',3'-cyclic-nucleotide 2'-phosphodiesterase activity; ADP-ribose diphosphatase activity
Source: RefSeq, a predicted model, not a curated record
CUCCGGAAGUCGGAAGGAGUCGCUCUGUCCGUCCCGCUCGUUGGUGGCGCUGUUACAUAGCCCGUAGUCAGAGGCCUUUCGGCCCAGGGGCCGGCGCACGAAACCUGUUUGGAGGUUAUGGAUGAUAAACCCAAUCCUGAAGCCCUAAGUGACAGUUCAGAGCAUCUUUUCUCCUUUGGCGUUAUCGCAGAUGUUCAAUAUGCAGACUUAGAAGAUGGCUUUAAUUUCCAAGGAACCAGGCGGCGAUACUACAAACAUAGUCUUCUUCACUUACAGGGUGCCAUUGAAGACUGGAAUAAUGAAAACAGCAUGCCCUGUUGUGUCCUUCAGCUUGGAGAUAUCAUCGAUGGAUAUAAUGCACAGUAUAAUGCAUCCGAAAAGUCCCUAGAACUUGUUAUGGACAUGUUCAAGAGGCUUAAAGUUCCAGUUCAUCAUACAUGGGGAAACCAUGAAUUCUAUAACUUCAGUAGAGAGUAUUUAACACACUCUAAACUUAACACUAAGUUUCUAGAAGAUCAGAUUGUACAUCAUCCUGAGACCAUGCCUUCAGAGGAUUAUUACGCUUAUCAUUUUGUACCAUUCCCUAAAUUCCGGUUCAUUUUACUUGAUGCAUAUGACUUGAGUGUCUUGGGCGUGGAUCAGUCUUCUCCAAAAUACGAGCAGUGUAUGAAGAUAUUGAGGGAGCACAAUCCAAAUACGGAACUGAAUAGUCCUCAAGGACUUUCUGAGCCCCAGUUUGUCCAGUUUAAUGGAGGAUUCAGCCAAGAACAGCUAAACUGGUUGAAUGAAGUGCUAACAUUCUCUGACACAAACCAAGAAAAGGUGGUGAUUGUGAGCCAUCUUCCCAUUUACCCGGACGCCUCUGACAAUGUGUGCCUGGCCUGGAACUACAGAGAUGCCCUGGCAGUCAUUUGGUCUCAUGAGUGUGUGGUGUGUUUCUUUGCUGGUCACACCCAUGAUGGUGGCUACUCUGAGGAUCCUUUUGGUGUAUACCACGUCAACCUAGAAGGAGUUAUUGAAACAGCUCCAGACAGCCAAGCCUUUGGCACAGUUCAUGUCUAUCCUGACAAAAUGAUGUUGAAAGGGAGAGGCAGAGUUCCAGAUAGAAUUAUGAAUUACAAGAAAGAAAGAGCCUUCCAUUGUUAGUCUAAUUUAUUUUAACUUGAUAGAAAAUGAGCUUUGUGUUUGUCCCUCCUAAACAAAAAAAUAAAAAUCCUCUGUCUCA